GGCUGGGCGGGAAGGAACGGAGGGCAUCGGCUCCUUCAUCAUCCACAACCGACCGAGCAGCACCGCAGAGAAGCACCGGAGGACAUCCCACCACCUCACCCCGCGUCUCCUCUGCGCUCCAGAACCAAGCUGUCGGUCCAUCUUUACCCCUCUCCCCUCUCUGUAAUAGGCUAUGAUGAGCUCCAGUCUGUUGGAAAACCCUGUGCAGGCGAUUCUGUACCUGCGGGAGCUUACGACCAUCGUGCAGAACCAACAGAGCCUCAUCCAAACCCAGCGCGCUCGGAUUGAGGAGCUAGACCGGCGAGUGGACGAGCUGAUCGGCGAGAACAGGCACCUCCGGGACGUGAGGGUCCAGCAGCAGCUCCCCUACUACCACCACCACCUGCAUCACCAUCAUCCAGACCCGACCUGCCAUCACCACCAACAGAACCAGGACAAGGCGAGUCCAGCGGUGGAGAAUGCAGGCUCGCCAGCCUCGGAUGCGGUUCCCGCGGUCCCAGCACCCCCUUCUCAACCACCUCUGGACCCCGGAGACAUGCAGCUUGUUCCCGCAGACCCCUCCACUGUGUCCCCCGUGGAGAGUGACCCAGAUAAUGGGAGCAACUGUCCGAGCUGUCGUUCCUUGGUGCCCAUGACCCCUACCACCCUAUGCCGUUCUUUGGCUUUGGCGAGAAAAUCCGAGAGUGAGACUGUGCUGCAUCAGUUCUGCUGUCCUGCCCCGGAGCACCCUGAGGCCCCCGACUCUACUGGAUCAGCAGGUGCACCCUUGCUGAGCCUGGAAGAUGGGACGUCAUCAUGUGCACAGCCAGUGGAGGGGACCAAGAGAGAGGGCCCCAGCGAGUAUGAAAACAAGAACAAGCAGAUAGAAGAAUUGGAGCUGAAGUAUGGGGGCCACCUGAUAGCGAGACGCGCAGCCUGUCGCAUUCAGACGGCGUUCCGCCAGUACCAGCUCAGCAAAAACUUCCAGAAGAUCCGGAACUCCCUGUCCGAGAGCAAGCUUCCCCGCCGGAUCUCCCUGCGUCAGCCCAGUCCCUCAGGCCGCAGCCGCAACUCCACCCAGAGGCACAGUUACACCCUGCACCCUGGGGGUGGUCCGGUGCCCAUGCGCUCCAAGACCCCCCCUCCUCCGCCCUGUCGCUCCACCUCUCUGCCCCCCUCCCCCGCCUCAGCACCCAACGCACCGCCCACCUCCACCGCACCGCAGCCCCCUCCACAGACACCUGGGCCCUCCCUCACCCAGUUGGAGGACUGCUUCUCCGAACAGCUCCACUCUCUGGCCCAGUCGAUCGACGAGGCCCUGCGUGGGUGGAGCCUGUCUGGAGAGGCUGGAGAGGGGAAAGGCCUGCUCAUGGACCCCGGGGCCCUGCGGGUGGCAGCAGAGAGCGCAGCUCUGCCUCGUAGUGCCAGCUCUCUGCUCAUGGCCUUCAGAGACGUCACUGUUCACAUAGACACCAACAGCUCCUACACCAUCUCCUCUGCCACCACCACCACUACUACGACCUCACUGGGCACAGCCGGAGGAGCAGCUCCAGGUAGCAGAAAGACCUCCGUUAGCUGUGUGGGGGAUGACGAUGACUUCCCAGCCCCUCCACCCAGCGAGGAGUUGGAAAUAGGGGACCCAGGCUCCAGAAGGGGGUCCGCAGUGCCAUUAUCCGGAGGAGCAGGGGGGCUUGAAGGGGAGGUGGGUUCCACGAGUACCUCUACCUCCACAGCAGUCUCCACGGGGACCCAGUCCACCCAGCAGCCCGCUCAGAUCUACACUCAGUACCAGCAGUACCACUACACCCACCCCCCGCAGGCUCCCGGGGGCCCCACUCCUGAGUCUCUGCAGGCCCUGGUGGUAUCAGUGCCCAGGGACCGCUGCCAGGACCCUGCCUUGUGUCGCUCUCCCACCCUGUCCACAGACACGCACCGCAAACGCCUCUACCGCAUCGGACUCAACCUCUUCAAUGUGAACCCAGAGAGGGGGAUCCACUUCUUGAUCACGCGUGGCUUCGUCCCAGACACGGCCAUCGGAGUGGCUCAUUUCCUGCUGCAGAGGAAAGGCCUAAGCAGACAGAUGAUCGGAGAGUUUCUGGGCAAUGCUAAGCUGCAGUUCAACAGAGAUGUUCUUGACUGCGUGGUGGACGAGAUGGACUUCUCUGGGAUGGAGCUGGACGAGGCACUGAGGAAGUUCCAGGCCCACGUGAGAGUCCAGGGGGAAGCGCAGAAGGUGGAGCGGCUCAUCGAGGCCUUCAGCCAACGGUACUGCAUGUGUAACCCAGACGUGGUGCAGCAGUUCCAUAACCCGGACACCAUCUUUAUCCUGGCCUUUGCUGUGGUCCUCCUCAACACAGACAUGUAUUCCCCGAACAUCAAGCCCCAGCGCAAGAUGGGCCUGGACGACUUCAUACGCAACCUACGGGGGGUGGAUGACGGAGCAGACAUCCCCAGGGACAUGGUGAGUGGUAUCUACGAGAGGAUCCAGCAGAGGGAGCUGCGCUCCAAUGAGGACCAUGUGACCUACGUGAGCCGUGUAGAGCAGUCCAUUCUCGGACUCAAAACCAUCCUGGCCGUGCCGCACAGGCGUCUGGUGUGCUGCUGUCGGCUCUUUGAGGUCCCUGAUGCAAACAAAGCUCACAAACAGAAGCUGUCGCAGAUGCAGAGGGAGGUGUUCCUCUUCAACGAUCUACUGCUGAUCCUCAAGCUGUGUCCUAAGAAGAAGAGUGCCGCCUGCUACACCUUUUGCAAGGCCAUGGGUCUGCUGGGCAUGCAGUUCCACCUCUUCAGUAACGAGUACUACGCCCACGGCAUCACCAUGAUGAGCCCUUUCACCUCGGAGAAGAAGCAGCUGGUGAGCUUCUGCUCGCCUAGCGGAGAGGAGCUGCGCAAGUUUGCAGAAGAGCUGAGAGAGGCCAUUGCCGAGGUGAACGAGAUGGAGCAGAUCCACAUCCAGUGGGAGCUGGAGAGGCAGCAGGGCAUCCAACAUGGCAUCCAUACCAAUGGAGGCCAGGUGGAGCACACAGGCCAUGGCUCGCCCUCAGGUGCACAGGAAGUUUAUGACAAAACCGGCAACAACAACACAGUGGAGGUGUCAAUUCACAACAGGCUGCAGACCUAUCAGCUGAGCCAGCCCGCCAUUGAGUCGGCCCCCCUGGCUCUGACGGCACCCCCUGCCCUGCUCAGCCCCGUCCAGGCCGGAGAGCUGCGCCCAGAGACCCUGAUCCAGUGCCAGCAGAUUGUCAAGGUGAUCGUGGUGGACCAGAGUGGUAGAGGACGUAUGGAGGCUUUCCUGAGCCAGGGCCCAGCCACACACCAGCUCAUCCAGUCUGCUUUAUCCACCCCUGUGCGUGUGCCCAGUGAUGGCCCCCAGCCCCCGCUGCCUCCCCCUCCUCCUCCCUACAACCAUCCUCACCAGUUCUGUCCCCCAGACUCCCCCAUGCCCCUGCACCACACCAUGCCUCUGAUCCGCCGACGCAACUCCAGUGGCUCACGCAGCAUCGUCUGAGAGCACUUUACCCUGUCUGCGACAGGAGCAGACACACUGUAGGAGGCAGGCAGGAGCUCCUCAUUACAGGAACUGUUUUUGAACCCCACUGACGCUGAGCCCAUUUCCAUCAGAGCAGGCCCAGGGGCAGAUGUGCUUCUGU
Messenger RNA from Periophthalmus magnuspinnatus, 3629 nucleotides. It is a transcript of the gene iqsec3b, whose product is annotated as IQ motif and Sec7 domain ArfGEF 3b. Lineage: Eukaryota; Metazoa; Chordata; Actinopteri; Gobiiformes; Gobiidae. The record is from RefSeq and is a predicted model, not a curated record. Gene Ontology annotation, molecular function: protein binding; guanyl-nucleotide exchange factor activity. The transcript has 15 exons. Bases 173 to 3487 code for a protein of 1104 amino acids. Gene Ontology annotation, biological process: actin cytoskeleton organization; regulation of ARF protein signal transduction.